Dimorphilus gyrociliatus is the source of this 2713-nucleotide messenger RNA. Lineage: Eukaryota; Metazoa; Annelida; Polychaeta; Dinophilidae. The record is from the annotation of a GenBank genome assembly.
ACUCGUUAUUCAAAUGACUUCUUUUAAAGAGCACAUUCUUUUAGAGACAUUCUCAGUCCAACUUCAAAAUCCAAUGACGAAAGCAACUUUUCUAAUUUUGAGCGUUUGUCUCAUUAUUCUUUCUGCGCCUAGUUGUGCAAAUGGAAAUGGAAAAACUAGCAGUUCCACAAGCUGCAUGUUAAAUAAUUUCAAAACUAUUCAACAGACGUUAAAGAACAAUAUCGACAAUUUAUUCGAAAUAAUAACUGAUCAUGAAGAUUCUCCAACAAAAACGAUAUAUUGUCACAAACAACAAACGAUAUAUGAAGAUUUUAGGAGUUUUAACUCUAAAUUCGCUAUCUCUUCAAGCAAUCGAAGACCAAAUACAUGUACAAUAAUUAUAAACAUUGACAGAACUUUCAAAUCGAUCAUAGAACUACAAUUUUAUGAUAUCAACAUCCAAAAUACGCCAGGAUGUACCAGUGAAAAAUUGACAUUUACGGACGAUAGCAAUUCUGUUUCUUUCUGUCAAUAUGAAGAAUCAAAUAAUAACAAUGACAAUCUUGUACCAACAAAUUUGUUCUCCAUUCAGAAACCAAAGCUUAAUAAAAUUUAUGAGAUAAAGCCAAAUGGAUCAUUGGUUAUUCAAUUCAUCACUAGAGAAUUUACUCAGUCGAACUUCUCUCUACUAGCUAAAUUCAAAACUCCAGCGUUUGAAUGUGAAAAAUCACCAGAUAUCUCUCCAAUUGUAAAAUGCCAGGACCAUUCAAGAGAAACGAUUAAUUUUGACUGCACUGGUCAAGUCUACGUUAUAUCGACUAAUGGUACAUAUAGAUCCGAUGAAAACUGUAAAGUAUUAUUAAAUACUCAAUGCGUACAAACUGGGACGUUUUUCUUCGCGUUUGAAUCUUUCGAUGUAGAAGGGAACCGUAUUUGUUCAUAUGAUAAAUUAAUUAUUGAAAGCGAAAAUAUAGAUCACAUUUUUUGUGGCAAAGGAGGAAACGAGGAUAUUUCUUUUGAAAGAAACGGCACAAUAACCCAUCAUUCGGUUCGGCUCAAUAGCCCUUAUUCAAUAAAAUCUGUCAAGUCUGUUUCUGUAAACUUCAUUUCUGAUUCAAACGUUGAAAAGAGGGGAAUAGUUAUGAAAACAUGGUUCCAAGCGGGCGGGACAGAAGAAGAUACUACUACUUCCACGGUGCCUACUACUACUUCCACGGUGCCUACUACUACUUCCACGGUGCCUACUACUACAUCAGAAAAUUUGGUAACUACUCAACAAAACAAUAACAAUUCUCCACUGUUGCAUUGUCGCUGGGGUUCAAGACACAAUAUCAAGUUGGAUUGCAGUGGUAUAAACUACACACUAUCGUCAAAUGGUAUAUACAAACCCUACGAGUUGUGUGACUAUAAUUUCAUACUUGAAAAUAAUUUAAAAGGCAGAUUUUCAUUGAAAUAUAAAACAGUGCAUAUAGAGUACCACAGCAAAUGUCGUUACGAUUAUUUGGGUAUUGAAUAUAACAAUCAAACCACUUUUAUUUGUGGUUCUGGACGAAGCACUUCUUACACCUAUCCAAGGAGGUUGUUGAUGCCACAUACAUAUGUCGGAGUGAACCUCGAUACUGAAUACUAUCUAGACAUAGAUCGGACGCUAACUAUUUUCUUUAAAACUGAUGGAAGCUAUCAUUUCAGAGGAUUUGAAAUUCAAGCAAAUUUUAAUUGCGACAAAGCAGUACCCUCCACAGUGAAACCAAAGGCAGAAACCACAGUAUCGGAAGUAGAAUCAAAAAAGAUAUCCUGUUAUGAUAAAGUUCAAAUUUUCAUGGACGAUAAUUGGCAAAUCGACCAAUACAUAAUUACAACACCCGAUUAUCCAUCAUACUAUAGAACCUCUGAUUACAACUGUUCAGUUUCCCUACAUACUUCUUUUCUUUCUUCGUUCGUCUACAUUAUAUUUGACGAGUUAUUCUUUCCGAGCAGCAACUGUGAUGAAAAUAGAUUAAGCUUUUCUAACGGAUUUGCAAAAACCACAUUUUGUUCUUUAGCAAGGACCAAUAAUUUUUUGGAAGAUAUAAAGAUUUUUUAUAAUACUGAAUUUCUUACAAAUAAAAUAUAUAAAAUAAGAUAUGAUGAACUUCUCAAAAUCCAAAUUAUGCUGCCAUAUUCUCCAUACUAUAAACGUUUUAAACUGCGCAUUUUUAAAAAUCUUCGUAAUAUACCUGGAAUUGAAUCGUCAGCUAAACCUGAAGAAAUGACGACUGAAUAUAUAACUAGAGCCAACAGAGAAACUAGAGGUAAUAGAGAAAGAUCAACUAGAGGUAAUAGAGAAAGAUCAACUGGAGCUCCAUGGAAGACAACAAAUCAGAGAUAUUUCAAAAGUUCACCAAAAGCUACCACUUCUAUUAACGAUUAUACAACAAUGCCAAAUUAUCCAACAACAUCGGUAAAAACAACUAAACCUACCCGAGACAAUGACACUGUAAUAGAAUGCAAGAGAGAUAUGGUUUUGGAUAGAUCAACCUUAUGCAAUAAGUCAAUAUCGAUUGUAUCAAUGAAUUAUCCAAACAAUCAUCCAUCUGGUUACAGUUGUCGUGUUUAUUUUGAUACACAAAUGGAAAAUCCAGAGGAAGCUUAUAUAAAGUUUACUGAACUUUAUGCGGAUUCAGGUUCUUCUAGACUUUUCAUAUCAUUUAAUGCCGAAUUGGACUCAAUUUAUUAUAAUAUGAGAAGUAAAUAA